Messenger RNA from Paramisgurnus dabryanus, 2176 nucleotides. It is a transcript of the gene rhov, whose product is annotated as ras homolog family member V. Gene Ontology annotation, biological process: small GTPase-mediated signal transduction. Gene Ontology annotation, molecular function: GTPase activity; GTP binding. The record is from RefSeq and is a predicted model, not a curated record. Lineage: Eukaryota; Metazoa; Chordata; Actinopteri; Cypriniformes; Cobitidae.
CUGAUUCAAAAGCCACAGGUCCCGUCAAAGCUCAGAAAGAAAGUAGAAAGUAGAUUCAGCUCGUGAGUUAGGAAAAGUAAUGAGUCACUCAUCAAAGACGGACUUUUCAAAAUCUUAACAAGGACGCAAAUACGGUGGAGUUUAAAAAGUUUUCCUCAGGAAGUUUCUUCUUGGUUUUAAUUGUUGGACAUGCCACCUCAAAUGGAUUACUUUUACCAAGAGUCAAGAGUCCCGUCUGUGUGCUUAGAGCAAGAGGACGUACUGGAGCAUACCAUCAGCUGUAUGCUGGUUGGAGAUGGUGCUGUUGGGAAAACUAGUAUGAUUGUCAGCUACACCACUAAUGGAUAUCCAACAGAUUACAAACAGACAGCUUUUGAUGUAUUCUCAGGACAAGUUCAGGUGGAUGGGACACCUGUGCGGAUUCAGCUGAUGGAUACUGCUGGACAGGAAGAAUUUGAUGAAUUCAGAUCAUUGUCUUACGCAAACACGGAUGUCUUCCUGCUCUGCUUCAGCGUGGUUAAUCCCACGUCAUUCCAGAACAUCACCAAAAAAUGGAUUCCCGAGAUUCGUGCGUGUAACCCGUCCUCUCCCAUCAUUUUGAUCGGAACACAAUCGGACCUUCUGUUGGACGUUAAUGUUCUGAUAGACCUGGACAGGUACAAGGUCAAGCCUGUGAUAGGUUCACGGGCACGGAGCCUUGCUGACAAGAUCAGGGCCGCCGAGUACGUGGAGUGCUCGGCCCUGACCCAAAAGAACCUAAAGGAAGCCUUUGAUGCAGCAAUAUUUGCAGCUAUUAAACACAAGGCCAGGAAAACCAAAAAAAUGAGAUUGUCGGACAGACGCGCCAAAGCUUUUUCCAAAUGUAGCUGGAAGAAGUUCUUCUGCUUCAUCUGACCCCGUGGGUCAAAAUUUGAACUGUUUACGUAAUGUCUUAAUUUAUUUUGGACCGACGUUUUCUUACUGAAGUGCUUGAUGGUUGAUUUAGUUUAUGGGUGGAGUUGUUUGCUCUGUAGGGAACUUCCGAAGAACAGAGUGUCAUUUGUGUGUUGCCUUAAACACUUUGGAUUAAGGAUGAUUUAAUGAAAUUCAUAUGCUGUAUAUGAAAAACAACUUGAUGAUUGACAGACCAAAGGCAAUGUUGGGGAAUUGUUUAAGAAAGCUACUCCCUUAGUCAUUUAUUGUUCACCAAAAGUACCCACCAUAUGUAAAUGAGAUGAAUUUGCAUGAGCUGGAUAGCUGCCUAUUCAAAGCUCUAUAGGAGCUCAUGUGGAGAUGUCUCUGAUGUUAGUGGAGACAAGACUGAGUAUCGGCCUUAUCUCCUUUGUCCUGGGUGCUACUCAGUCAGACAAACUCUUUUAUAUGCAACGGUCAACACUAAAAGCUGAUGUGCGAGUUGUCUCCAUCUUAAGUGAUUGUGGCCACAUAAAUGCAACAUCACGCUUGUGGUGACGCAGCUUGUUUAUCUGAUAAAUCUCAGCUGAGGAUUGUCUUGCAAAUUGGCGUGGUAAGAUAGGAUUAUUACGUUUGUGUGAAAAUGGUUUCCUGCAUCAGGGGGAAAUUUGCUAGGUCUGUUCCUGACUUCCAAAGUUGGUUUAAGCAUCGUGUGCAAAGUCAAACAUAUUUGUAAAGCAGGGAGAUGACACACACAGAUAAAAAGCCCGGCCCAUUUAGUUGAGUUAGGUUAUGCGUUUUUUUAAUCUUAAAUGGACAAUUAAUUGAUCUAUUACAGACAGUGUGUACUUAUCACAGAGUAAACAACGCUGUCUUUGUUAUAAAUGUGCUUCUUGUGGAAGAUAUCUUUUUUUUUAAUACUGUUUGUUUUUAACAGUUCUGCUUUAACAGUUUUAACUGUUCUGUUUUGAUGCCCCAGGCAAGAAGGAUGUAACGCUCCAUCAUUUUAUCUGUUUGUCUUCACUGUUUUUGUUUCGCCUUUCGAUCAAAUUCAAGCAGCACUUUUAUGCAGCAUCCCCUACAGUGUUUCUUUGCAUUUUCUUAAAAUACAUUUUAAAUGGCAAGAUAUUUGUAAUACUCUUUCAGCGCUGUUUUAUAAUGUAACGAUUGAUUGAAUUUAUCAUUUUAACCCACUGCUAAGUGUUAUAUGUAAAACUUGUUCAUUUACAUAAUCUUCUAUUGUUCCUUUUAUAUAUGAAAUAAAUGAACAAGAUUUUAAAAGAGA